CGGCGUCACAGGUUCAGUUUGUUUAGAGUCAGCAGAGAGGCGCUAUGGGUGUAAGGUAGCGGAGUGAUUUGCUUUAAUCCAAAUAUUGUCAAUGACGCGGAUUCUAUUUUAUACAGUUACCGAAGACACGACGGCGUAAAGCUCCUCCCGGUGUGUGCGGUGUUGCUGCCCCUCCCGACCGGGAGUGCAGAGGAGGAGGGAGAGGGGAGAAAACGGGAGGGGUAGAAGGAGUCCGUGGAUAGAAUGGAAGACAAGAAAGAGGAAGGCGAGUCCGAGAUUCAGGAACACGGGCCUGAGCACUGGUUCAGCAAGUGGGAGCGACAAUGCCUGGCUGAGGCCGAACAGGAAGAUCAACCGGAGGAGGAGGCCGAGCAGAGUCAGCAGAAACUCUGGCAUCUGUUCCAGAACUCGGCCACCGCGGUGGCGCAACUCUAUAAAGAUCGAGUGUGUCAACAACAAGGAUUGUCACUUUGGGUCCCUUUUCAGAAUGCUGCAACCGCUGUCACAAAUCUGUACAAAGAGAGUGUCGAUGCACAUCAGCGGAGCUUUGACUUAGGAAUCCAGAUAGGUUAUCAGCGACGUAACAAGGAUGUAUUAGCUUGGGUAAAAAAACGCCGAAGAACUAUUCGCAGAGAGGAUUUGAUCAGUUUUCUUUGUGGGAAAGUUCCCCCUCCACGGAACUCGCGUGCUCCCCCAAGACUAACUGUUGUAUCCCCUAAUCGAGCUACUCCAACAGAAACUGGUUCAUCUGUAGAGACUGAUUUGCAGCCUUUCAGAGAAGCAAUAGCUCUCCAUGGUCUCAGUGGUGCAAUGGCUAGUAUAAGUGUCCGCUCAAGUACUCCAGGCUCACCAACUCAUGUAAGUGGCAGUUCCAACACUGGCCGCAGGAGAAAUGGACUUCAUGAUGUGGACUUAAACACUUUCAUAUCAGAAGAAAUGGCACUCCACUUGGACAAUGGCGGCACUAGAAAGCGUACCUCAGCCCAGUGUGGCGAUGUCAUUACAGACUCACCAACCCAUAAACGCAACAGAAUGAUCUAAUCUGCAAAAAAUUACAAAUCCACCAUGCUGCUUUAAAGCCACUUGAUCCUCAACAUAACUGUUAAAGAAAGGAACCAUGAAAGCCCCUUCCCUUCUUCACUGUUUAAGAGAAGUGAAUUCAAUAAUGAUUGCCAUAAAGGAAGUGCUAGGUGUUACCAUAGAUGCCUCUAAUAGCUGUUUUUUUUUCUCUCCUACAGUUAACAUAGCCGAGGACAUCUGAUAUUUUGUAGUAGCUGACAAACAACAAUGAUCCAAGUGAACAUCUGUCCAUUUAUUGCAAAGUGCCCUUACAUGUUUGCAAAGGGAAAAUAUCAGAUGUGUUUUUAUUUUAUUUUUAUUUUAUCCCCCUUUUUGUUCAAGCUGUACUGAGUGUUUUGCUUCAACAGUAUUUGCCAUUAUUUUGAUACUGCCUAAACCUGACUGGGCACUAUUCAAAUUGAUGGGCUAACUUACCUUCACACCUCCUCAACUUAGCAUGCAGCUAGUUCCUGUUCCUUUGUGUGGGGAAAAAUUAUAAAUGCUGAACUUUUUUUUUUUUUUUAAUAUUGGUAAUUGUAUGGUUAUCUAUAGAGGUGCUAUGAUGGUCAUUCAAUUAAUACUUAACAUUGAUUUAGUACAAGGAUCUUUAUUGGAUUCACUUUGUGUGUUUUAGUGCUCUGAAGUAACAAUAUUAAAAACUUCCCCCCAAUUAAUCUCCAUAGGCUUCUUAAAUUUCGUCAGUUGAAGCACAUGUAUGCACUUAUUUACAUGCUGAUUGUAUCCUUGUGAGGUAAAUGUAAAAUGUACAAGCCACACUAAAUGCUGAAGUACCCAAAAAAAGCUUUACUAUAACUCAGUUACAGUUCAUUUUGUUAACUGGUAGAUAUUUAUUUCCUGUUGAGUCUCAUGUAAACCUAUAUUUUGUAAAUGUUUUUCUCCCUAUUUUAUAGUUAGUUUCAAGGUCACUUACACUGCUCUUAUUUCAAUGCCCUUUGGGGAAAAAUAUGGAGUUUAACUCCUAAAAUAUGGGCUAAAUAAGGGUUAAUAUGUGGCAUGCCAUACUACAUAUUAAAAUGCUUGUUGUGGCUUCAUCUUCUGCCCUAGACUGCAAAUGACUUGUUUUUAAUUGGAUAACCUUUGUGCAUCUAGUCUUGUUACCGGUUCUAUGAUAUCUUAUAAGAAUUGAGCCCAACCUUUCUGCACAAACAUCUGCUUUCAGUAUUUUGCAAAUAUUCCUGUGGAAACAUCUCAAGUUUUGCAAAAUAAACAUUUAAUGACUCUGUUUGCAGUUUUCCAAUCAACAGCUAACAGUACAUGGAGCUCUUUGCUAACAGUUGCUUGUAGAGUAACCCAAUUUAUGCCUCAAGUGGUAAAAGGGCUAGCUAUAUGGUUUCUCAAAUCUGCUGCGUUGUUUAACAAUUUACAUGCCACCCACAAUGGAAUUGACAGCGCCAGCAUAGAAUGAUUGCUGGGCCACACUGUAGAUUAUAUAAAUGGGUUUCUGUUUGAUCAUCAUGCACAUUGCUGGUAAACUCACUGCAAGGCAUAGUUUAGUGAGAUGUGGAACUAAAUGGGUUUAAGAUAUUUACAUUUUCUUUUUGGCCAUGUGACAAAAUAAUCAAGCUUUGUACAGCAGAUCAAAUGUUGACCUUAGUAACUUUUUGUAUUUUUAGAAAUGUUGCAAAUACAACAUUGUUUCUAAAUGAGUAAUUUCAUCUGGAUUCUUGAUACUUCCUGAAACAAUCAUUUGUGAUGUGUCAACUGAACUUCAUUUAUAUUACAAUAAAGGCACUCUUAUGAACCCUGGUUUUAAACCACCUGACACACUUGAAAGAAUAUGGUGUGAGGAGAUAAAAAUAAAACUGACUUGUGUGCAUCUUUGUUAAUCUAUUUUAUCAACACAUACCUUAGCUGAAAGGUUCUUUUAAGUUUACUGUUUAUAAUGAAGUUCAGUUCUGCAAACCAUCCCAAUGAUCUCUUUUUAAAGCCCUGGUAGUGUAGUAAGUAAAAUAUGUUUAUAAAAAGGCAACUGCAGACUCAGUCUUUAAUUAUUUAAACAAGCCAUAUUUCCUAUGAUAUGGCUUCCAUUUUUAUUAGUAGUGCAUUGUACACUAUCAUUAUUACACAGAUUUUAGAGAAUUUAUCCCUGCAGUUUUUUUUUGUACUGUGGCAUCUGUACAUUGAUCAUUACUAGUUCUCUCUGUAUUUCCUUCUUAGUAUCAGAGGGAUUUUGAGAAAAGUAGUUUGUACUGUGUUGCCGUUUUGAGGUAUUUAAUUUGUAAAAUCUUUUGCUAAAGUUGACACUAUACUAGUUAAAGCCAAUAGGGUGAAUUGUUUUUUUUU
This is a messenger RNA of Xenopus tropicalis (tropical clawed frog), 3363 nucleotides long. RefSeq names its product HUWE1 associated protein modifying stress responses (gene hapstr1). The transcript has 4 exons. NCBI's taxonomy places the organism in Eukaryota, Metazoa, Chordata, Amphibia, Anura, Pipidae. The record is from RefSeq and is a predicted model, not a curated record. Gene Ontology annotation, cellular component: cytoplasm; nucleus. The coding region runs from base 244 to 1041 and encodes 265 amino acids.